ACCUUCUAGAAAUAUCCUCCCACCCAAAGGAGUCAUAGCCCCCCCCGAUCGAGUUUCCCGACUCUAUUUCGCGUCCCUCUGAAAACUUCUCUCCUCGAUCGAUCGCUCCUCGAAUCUCUACAGAAUCAACAAUCAAAUCCAAUUCUUCAACUCCGAAGCUCAGAUUAGGGUUUCAAAAUGUCUGGAAAGGGAGCGAAAGGCUUGAUUACCGGGAAAUUGAACAAGGACAAGGACAAGAAGAAGCCCGUCUCUCGUUCCUCUCGCGCUGGCCUUCAGUUCCCUGUUGGCCGUGUUCACCGUCAACUCAAGACCAGAGUUGCAGCCAAUGGAAGGGUUGGAGCAACAGCAGCUGUUUACACAGCAGCUAUUUUGGAGUAUUUGACUGCCGAAGUGCUAGAGUUAGCAGGAAAUGCCAGCAAGGAUCUGAAGGUGAAGCGUAUAACUCCAAGGCAUUUACAGCUUGCUAUUCGUGGAGAUGAAGAACUUGAUACGCUGAUCAAAGGAACCAUAGCCGGUGGUGGAGUUAUCCCACACAUCCACAAGUCCUUGAUCAACAAGUCCUCGAAGGAGUAGUUAUCUGUUUAACAAUAGUGUUUGAACAUUGAUGCUUUUGAUCAGAGGGUUGCCUUAGAAUGCUGAUACUUCUCAAAACUUAAUCUCUUCCUUUAUUGUCAUUGGUUGAUGAGAAACAGUUAAAUUGAAGUAAGAUUUAGUUUUUGUAGAUGACGUGGUAGUUUUGGUAUCCUCUGAGCUUGUUCUUAAAAGUUCUUGUUCAUUAAUGAUAAAUUAUAAUUCUUGGUGUCCACUGAGUUGGCCUUUGAAAGUUCGAGUGUAUAACUGGGUGUGUAUAACUGAAGUACCAAAUAUUUUUCUUUCUUGUAAGAUUGUGGGUUUAAAGUGGAAAUCCAAAGGCAGUUGUGGUUCUCUGGAUUAGCAGAGUGUCUGUCACUAUUGGUUUAAUGCUGGCCGUUUUAUUUUGAUUGCUUUCGGACUUGGUUCAUUCCUG
Messenger RNA from Oldenlandia corymbosa var. corymbosa, 1006 nucleotides. The record is from the annotation of a GenBank genome assembly. Lineage: Eukaryota; Viridiplantae; Streptophyta; Magnoliopsida; Gentianales; Rubiaceae.